Molecule: messenger RNA, 2940 nt
Organism: Condylura cristata (star-nosed mole)
Lineage: Eukaryota; Metazoa; Chordata; Mammalia; Eulipotyphla; Talpidae
Gene: SOX30
Product: SRY (sex determining region Y)-box 30
Exons: 5
Coding region: 1-2283 (760 amino acids)
Biological process (GO): regulation of transcription by RNA polymerase II
Cellular component (GO): nucleus
Molecular function (GO): DNA-binding transcription factor activity, RNA polymerase II-specific; sequence-specific double-stranded DNA binding
Source: RefSeq, a predicted model, not a curated record
AUGGAGAGGGCUCGGCCGGAGCCGCCGUCCCGCCAACUGCCUAGGGCGACCCCUCCGCGCCCUCUGCGCCCUGCGCCGUCCCCUCUGCCCCUCGACGGCCCAUUCCGGGUCGCGGCCGCGGAGCCUCCUCCGUCGCCGCCACUCCCGUGCGCGGCCGCCAUCGCAACAGUGGCCUCAUCUUAUGGGGAGGCCCCGGCGUCGGGUGGCCCGGCCACAGCCCGACGGUUAUUGCAAGUGAAGCCUGAGCAGGUGCUGCUACUGCCACCGGGGCCGCCCCUGCCGCCAGGCCGGGACGAAGGCGUCGCUGUCUCGCCUGCGCAGGCGCGGCUGCUGUCGCUCAGACCAGAGUUGCUGCUGUUGCCGCCGCCUCCGCCCCCGCUAGCAGCCGACUGCAUCCCGGGCCGGCCCGACGCGCACCUGGGGCCGCCGCGGGCACCGCACGUCAAGACCGAGAGGCCAGAACCCGGGCAGGGCCUGGACCCGUCUCUAGGGCUGCGGAGGGCAGUCAGGGGGGCUAAGGUGGACGCUGUCGGGCCGGGCCUCGACUGCCGUCGCGGGGACGAGAAAAAGGGCAAGCUGGAGGCAGAGGCGGCCUUACGGGAUGCAGCCAGAGGUGGAAAUGGCAAAAGCCUGGCGGUGCUCCGUGACGGCUUCAUCAAGACCGAAGAGCCAGAGAGACUCCAUGAGGACUGCAGGCUGAGCUCUGACUCCGCAGCCAAUGGCCUGGUGCACGGUGGAAAGGAGGUGCUCUUGCCUCAGCCAGCAGGUGCCUUUGGGUCGCCCCAGCAGGACCUCAGAAUCCCUUUGACGCUCCACACCGUACCCCCUGGGGCCCGGAUCCAGUUCCAGGGGCCUCCACCGUCUGAGCUGAUCCGAUUGACCAAGGUCCCCUUGACACCAGUGCCUAUUAAAAUGCAGUCUUUACUGGAGCCUUCUGUAAAAAUUGAAACCAAAGAUGUCCCGCUCACCGUGCUGCCCUCAGAUGCAGGAAUACCAGAUACUCCCUUCAGUAAGGACAGAAAUGGUCAUGUGAAGCGACCUAUGAAUGCAUUUAUGGUUUGGGCAAGGAUCCACCGGCCUGCACUAGCCAAAGCUAACCCAGCAGCCAACAAUGCAGAGAUCAGUGUCCAGCUCGGGUUAGAGUGGAACAAACUUAGUGAAGAACAAAAGAAACCCUAUUAUGAUGAAGCACAAAAGAUUAAAGAAAAACACAGAGAGGAAUUUCCUGGUUGGGUUUAUCAGCCUCGUCCAGGGAAGCGAAAACGCUUCCCGCUAAGUGUUUCCAAUGUAUUUUCUGGUACCACACAGAAUAUCAUCUCUACAAAUCCUACAACAAUUUAUCCUUAUCGUUCACCUACCUACUCUGUGGUAAUUCCCAGCCUACAGAACACCAUCACUCAUCCAGUUGGUGAAGCCCCACCUGCCAUCCAGCUGCCCACACCUGCAGUCCAGCGCCCAAGCCCCAUCACUCUUUUCCAGCCCAGCGUCACUAGUGCUGCGCAAGUGACCAGCCCGGCUCCAAGUCUGCCCCUUCGCCCCGCACUCCCACCCCAGCACUUUGCCGGGCCGACCCAAUCGGACAAUCACCGGCUACAUUCUGGAGCCAGUCGUUCAGUAAAAAGACCCACACCAGUCUCUCUGGAGAGCACCAACAGGAUUCCAACCAGUGCAAGCACUGCCCACGCCAGAUUCGCCACCUCCACCAUCCAACCUCCCAAGGAGUACCCCAGCGUCUCCACUUGUUCCCGAAGUGCUCCAAUGACCCAGGCUCCUCCCAUUCCACACUCGCACGUCUACCAGCCCCCUCCCCUUGGCCAUCCAGCCACGUUGUUUGGGACGCCACCUCGAUUUUCUUUUCAUCAUCCUUACUUCUUACCUGGACCUCACUACUUCCCAUCAAGCACGUGCCCUUAUAGUCGGCCUCCUUUUGGCUAUGGAAAUUUUCCAAGUUCAAUGCCAGAAUGCCUUGGUUAUUAUGAAGACAGGUACCAAAAACAUGAGGCUAUGUUUUCAGCUUUAAAUAGAGACUAUCCUUUUAGAGACUAUCCAGAUGAACGAACACAUAGUGAAGAUUCUCGAAGUUGUGAGAGCAUGGAUGGGACCUCUUACUAUAAUAGUCAUAGCCACAGUGGGGAAGAAUACUUAACCCCCAUGCCUCAGCUGGACAUUGGAGCCUUGGAGAAUGUCUUCACAGCCCCGACAUCAACUCCCUCUAGCAUCCAGCAAGUCAAUGUCACUGAUAGUGAUGAAGAGGAAGAAGAAAAAGUGCUCAGGAAUUUAUAAUUUUAAAACAAAUAGCACAGAAAAUAAACAUUUCUUAAAAAGUAUGCUGGGUCAGUUGGUCUAAGAAAAAAGCCUUGAAUGCUCUGCUGAGAGUUUUCAGCCAUGAUUUGAGGAGUCAAAACCAAACUAAUUUAUGUCUUCAUAAAGUUUUGAUUAGUGAGACUGGAGUCCUGAUGUUUCAUCGUGAGGAUAUUUAAUACAAAUUAAUUUAUUUUUUUAUGGCUGAAAUUGGCAUCAAUAUAUAUCACCAUAAUUGGAGCAUGAAAAAUACUGAAUCGUCACAAGUACAUGUGAGGGGGAAAGGGUUAUAGAUCAGACACAGCAAGUGAGAUUUGUAUUUUUUCUUAGGAUACCUUUGUUUUUUUUUCUUAUAUCAUUGUUUUGUUUGGUGUUUAUAUAAUAUUUAUGGAUGUUGUCAGUUUUAUGUGAGAUUUUUAAAAUGUUUUGAUAACUUAGUAGUGAUAUGGGAAUGUGUUAUUAAUUUACACUAAUAACUAAUUAUAAGUUGCAAAUGUGUUUUAAUGACACCUGGUAAUUCCUUUAGCCAAAUUAGUCAUUUCUGUUCCUAAACAUUUUGAUCGUUUUGGAUAUCUUUUUCCAUUUGGUAUGCAUUGUUCUACUUUUGUUAUAAUUAAAUAAACAUAGAAAAAAAUUGUU